AUGAAGCUCACCGUCAAGACUCUGAAGGGCAGCCAUUUCGAAAUUAAGGUUCAGCCCACCGACACUGUUAUGGGUGUAAAGAAGAAUAUUGAAGAUGUGCAAGGAAAAGACAAUUACCCAUGUGGACAACAAUUGUUGAUUCAUAAUGGAAAAGUAUUGAAAGACGAGACUACAUUAGCUGAUAAUAAGGUCAAUGAAGAUGGCUUUCUUGUUGUCAUGCUUAGCAAGAGUAAAACAAGCACAGCUGCGACUUCAUCCACCCAGCAGCCUGUCUCUACUCCACCUGUCACCGCACCAACUUCAAAUUUGACUGCCGCAGCAACUUCAAAUUUGACUUCGGCACCAACUUCAAAUUUGACCCCCACACCAACUUCAAAUUUGACUCCCGCACCUGAUGCUCAAGCACCGGCCUCAAAGAGUGCAUCUGCUUCUGACACAGCAACAGCCAAUGCACAGAGUGAUACCUAUGAUCAAGCUGCUUCCAAUUUAGUUGCUGGUAGCAAUUUGGAGCAGACUAUUCAGCAAAUAAUGGAUAUAGGUGGUGGAAACUGGGACAAAGAAACAGUUACUCGUGCACUUCGAGCUGCCUAUAAUAACCCGGAGCGGGCAGUGGAUUACUUGUACUCUGGCAUUCCAGAAACAGCAGAAGUUGCUGUCCCAGUGGCUAGGUUUCCUGCAGAUCCAGCCACUGAAACAGGUACAGCUCCACCUGUACCUGCAUCCGGAGGACCUAACUCAUCUCCAUUGAAUAUGUUUCCUGAGCAGACACUUUCUGGUGGUGGAUUGGGCACAGGCGCCGUACUUGGUUCUCUUGAUUUCCUUAGAAACAAUCAACAAUUUCAAGCAUUGCGUUCGAUGGUUCAAGCAAAUCCUCAAAUUUUGCAGCCCAUGCUCCAGGAGCUUGGAAAGCAAAACCCCCAGCUUUUGAGAAUGAUUCAAGAGCAUAAUGCAGAAUUUCUUCAGUUAAUAAAUGAACCACUUGACGGUUCUGAAGGAAAUGGUAAUGGUGCUGGACAUCUGAAAAAUGUUGAUUUCAUGCUAUAUCACACCACUCAUCGGGAUAUAUUUGAUCAACCUGAUCAAGAGAUGCCCCAUGCUAUCAAUGUGACCCCAGCUGAACAAGAGGCUAUUGAACGGCUUGAGGCAAUGGGAUUUGAUAGAGCCCUUGUCAUUGAGGCAUUUUUGGCUUGUGAUCGCAACGAGGAACUGGCAGCCAACUAUCUAUUGGAAAAUGGUGCAGAUUUUGAAGAUUGA
Messenger RNA from Dovyalis caffra, 1254 nucleotides. The record is from the annotation of a GenBank genome assembly. Lineage: Eukaryota; Viridiplantae; Streptophyta; Magnoliopsida; Malpighiales; Salicaceae.